This is a messenger RNA of Cyprinodon variegatus (sheepshead minnow), 1409 nucleotides long. RefSeq names its product pyroglutamyl-peptidase 1-like. Lineage: Eukaryota; Metazoa; Chordata; Actinopteri; Cyprinodontiformes; Cyprinodontidae. The transcript is spliced from 5 exons. Gene Ontology annotation, biological process: proteolysis. Gene Ontology annotation, molecular function: pyroglutamyl-peptidase activity. The record is from RefSeq and is a predicted model, not a curated record. The coding region runs from base 666 to 1256 and encodes 196 amino acids. Gene Ontology annotation, cellular component: cytosol.
GACAGCAGAGGGAAGAGCUUAGUUGGUAUAAGAUUUCUGCCUGGUUUUGUGAUGUAUUUGGUCAAAUUAAAAAAUGUUGUCAAGAUCAGUUCUAGUUUAAAAUAAACUUGGUACUGGCUUGGUACUGGCGCUCUAAUCUUUUGGGUUUUUCCAGUAAAAAGGAAUUUGUGCCAGGCCUUAGUAGAGUGGAGUUCAGAUGCAAAAACAGGGUUGUUUGUUAACCUGUUAAUAAAACCAAAUAAGACAUGAGCAUGGUUAAUAUUUUUGCUGACAAUCUCAGAGAAGAAAGACUAUCUUGUAUUUUUCAGUUGUAAGCUAUAUUUGUGACGUCUCUCUUUAUAGAUGGGGUCCAUACAUUUGGCAUCUGCGUUCAGCUUUUAAACACACAUUUUCACACACAGUUUUCUCAUAGUGUCUCUUUAGCAAAGUGAGUCAUUGGAAAUUAUGCUAGAGUAACAGAAAAGUGUUCGGAUAAUAGAGUAACAUCAUUUACAGACAAAGUACAGACAGGGUUUUAAGAGAUGAAAGAGGAGGACAUGAAGGCAGCAACCUGCUACCCUUUAGUUAUUUUAAACGGGGGCUCCCCCUUGCGGACAAGCAGUACAUUACAAGAGGUAAACCAGUGAUUUUCUUUGUUUACUGCUACAGUAGUUUGUGGACGGAUUAUGAGUGGAAGGGAAACUGUUGUUGUCACAGGGUUUGGACCCUUCAGACAGUUUUUGGUGAACCCCAGCUGGACAGCAGCCCAGGGAUUAAAGCUGGCCGGGUUGGGAGACAGCAUCGACGUUUACAUCAAGGAGCUGCCAGUUAGUUACAAGACAACUCAGGAGAUUAUUGCUAAACUCUGGCAGACUCUUAAACCAAAGUUUGCUGUUCACCUGGGCAUUGCAAGAGCCUCCAGUGUUAUUAUUUUGGAGCAAACUGGUAAGAACAGUGGAUACUCGGACAGAGAUGUAUGCGGCUUCUUCCCUCCAGAUUACCGCUGCAUUGAAGGUGGGCCGGAAAAACUAGACUCUGUUGUCAAUGUGAGGGCCAUCUCUAAGCACUACAAGCAAGCAGGGAUGGAUGUCAUUUAUUCAAGAGACGCUGGCAGAUACCUGUGCGAUUUUGCCUAUUACUGCUCUCUGUAUCACGGUGAGCGCAGAGCUGCCUUCAUCCAUGUUCCCUCAUCUGGGAGUUUAGCCUCAGCCAAGAGACUUUUACCUCUACUGCGAGAAAUCAUCGUCAAAAUGCUCAAACAACUGGAAGAUCACUAACAUCAACCCCUGAACUUUUACUAUUCAACUUAUGGUCAUGUUGCAACAGCAAAAGUUUGACAAUUUCACUGAGUUUUGAAACGACUGGUCCCAACAAAAAGCUUCUGUUAACUUUAGUUUUGAAGUUUUGCUACGUGGUCUCAGUUAGAUUAG